Messenger RNA from Prorocentrum cordatum, 566 nucleotides. Lineage: Eukaryota; Dinophyceae; Prorocentrales; Prorocentraceae. The record is from the annotation of a GenBank genome assembly.
AUGGUCGCCGUCGUGGAGAUACAGCCGCCGGCAUUGCCCGGGGCGGGAUGGAGCUAUGAGUUUGCCGGAGGAACUGUGGAAAGCCUACCAGAGUUCCCCAGGGGUGCCCAGCAGCAGACUCUGGAGAGCCUGCCAGAGUUCCCCGUCCAGAGGCAUGUGCAGCAGGAGAGCUUCCCAGAGCUCCCCGGGUGGAGCUACCAGCAGGAGACGCAGGAGGAGCUCCCCGGCUGGAGCUACCAGCAGGAGACGCAGGAGAGCCUCCCGGACUACGACGACAGCGUGCCCGACGGCCGCGGGCCGACGCCCACGCCCUACGGCCUCCUGGCGCCGUGCGAGGUCGCGGGGAUCGCUGACGCCGCCGGCGCCAAGCCGGGAGGCGAGAGAACUGCGCCAUCAAGACCGUCGUGUGGUGCAUCACCAGGUAGUCCAGCAUGUUCCUUGCUUCAGUGGGCUGGGCAAGCGUCCCGCGGCGUGCAGCGCUGGGACCCGAGCCAGUACGUGCUGGUGGAGAAGCUGCAGGACGCGGAGACGAACCAGGGCGUCGUCGAGUUGAUGCAGGCGCUCCA